UGGGCGGCUCUGUAACACUCAUUGACUUAGCUAGAAUUACACAGCAGUGCUCUGAGACAAGGGAAAAGGAUCGCUAUUGUCCUAGAAAAAAGGGAGAGCCCGAACAGUCAGAGGAUACGUUUUGCCCUGCAGAUACCUUUCAUCUGAUACAGAUUAUUAGUGUAAGCAAAAUGUCAGAAACGCCUCAGAAGAAGAUGGUUUCCUCGAUUUACAUCACACUCGCUACACCUGCGAGAGCUACUGCUCCCGCUAAGGAGGUUGCAACAAAAAUUGAACAGGAUAAAUCCACCACAAUGAAGCAAACAGAGAUGUCUACACUAAACAGAAAAGAGGCCAGCCCUUUAAAUCAAGAGUACCAGAAUCUCUCUGACCAGAAGUAUCUGCAAGACAGUAGGAAGGAAACUAACACAGUGUUCCCACCAGCAGAUUCUACCCUUUUGAAUGGAGAUUUUCUUCCUCCACCGCUACCUCCACCUCCUUCAUUUGACAACACAUCCAAGACGUCUGACCUCGGUCUGCUUCCUCCUCCUCCUCCUCCUGUGCUGUCAGCAGCAGCUCUAGCAGUGACGACUAACAGUUCAGCAAAACCAGACACCUCUAAUUCACAGAUACAUCAUUCGCUAGCACCAACCCUAUCUCUCCAGAAAACCAACCCGACUCCAGUAGGACUCAGAACUCAACAACUUCCAUCUACUUCAGUCAAACAAGAAGAUGUCAGUCAAUCACAGAUUCCAAACCAGAGUGUCCCAAAACAACCCAAUAUUCUUCUGGAGCAGGCGACAGUGCAUUCCAAAGGUUUAAGGAGCAGCUGUGUAUCAAACAGCCAGGCCUCUAUGAUGGAGAAAGACUCUUGGGAUAUCUGUGGAUUUUGCCAUAAAACCAUUGCACUCAGCUGCCAAGCAAUAGAAGCCAUGAAUAAACUGUACCAUACGGACUGCUUCACAUGUCGGCUAUGUCAUAUACCGCUGGCUGGGCUGCUCUAUUACAGCCAGAAUGGAAGGCCUAUGUGCGACCCAUGUUAUAAGGAUACAUUGGAAAAAUGUGCAAAAUGUGAAGCAGUGAUUGAAAAGCAUAUUGUACGUGCAAUGGGCCAGGCGUAUCAUCCAGAAUGCUUCACUUGCGUUGUGUGCCACAAGCAUAUCAAAGACGAGCAGUUUGCGCUGAAUGACCAGAAUGAGGCUGUGUGUGCUGAAGACUUUUAUCGGGCCUAUGCUCCAGUGUGCUGUGUUUGCCAAGAGCCCAUCAUCCCAAAGAAUGAUGCAGACACGUACACUAUAGAAUGCUUAGGACAGACAUUCCAUGAAAGCUGCUACAGAUGUGAGAAAUGUGGAGUUUUCCUUUCUCCUGAACCUACAGAAAAAGGUUGUUAUCCACUGAAGAAUCACAUUUUGUGUAAGUCGUGCAACAUGGUACUGCGCAUGGAGUCAGUCUGCUAAACCAUUUGUGACUUAAGAAAAGCUUCAAUGUAUCGUGCUGCAAUAGGAGGAGCAGCUUUCAUACCAUUUAAUUUAGGACUUUUAAUGUUUCUUUUUAAAGUGCAUUUGUUACUUUCUAAUCCCACAUGAUUGCUCUUAUCUUAAAUUACCAGAAUAGCCAUCAUAUCUGCAUAUCAUUCUGGAGAUACACUACACCCUUACAUUUGUUAUAUGUGUCAGUAAUAUCAUGACCUCACAGUACAUGUUUUUAGUAGACAAUGAGUACAAUAAAGCUGGAAGUGUAUUUGCUAAUAAAUCAA
Molecule: messenger RNA, 1735 nt
Organism: Protopterus annectens (West African lungfish)
Lineage: Eukaryota; Metazoa; Chordata; Ceratodontiformes; Protopteridae
Gene: FBLIM1
Product: filamin binding LIM protein 1
Exons: 9
Coding region: 171-1436 (421 amino acids)
Biological process (GO): cell-cell adhesion
Cellular component (GO): focal adhesion; stress fiber
Molecular function (GO): filamin binding
Source: RefSeq, a predicted model, not a curated record